This is a messenger RNA of Penicillium odoratum, 288 nucleotides long. RefSeq names its product YqaE/Pmp3 family membrane protein. Gene Ontology annotation, cellular component: membrane. The coding region runs from base 1 to 288 and encodes 95 amino acids. NCBI's taxonomy places the organism in Eukaryota, Fungi, Ascomycota, Eurotiomycetes, Eurotiales, Aspergillaceae. The record is from RefSeq and is a predicted model, not a curated record. The transcript is spliced from 3 exons.
AUGGCAGGCACCUGUUCAAUGCUUUGUGUGAUUAUUAUCACUCUAUUUAUUCCUCCCCUAGGUGUAUUCCUUACAGCUGGAUGUGGUGCUGACUUCUGGAUUAAUGUCCUUCUUACUAUUCUGGGAUACUUUCCUGGCCACAUCCACGCCUUUUACUUGGAGUACGUCUACUAUCAUCGCCGCAAGCAAGAUCCCAUGACCCGUGCGACAGAACGACCAGCGCCCGGUGUCUACUCGGAUCGCGUCCAGAAUGGUGGUCACUCGGACCGGGGUUAUGGCACUGUCUGA